AUGGCUCUCGUCAACGUUCGUCGCGAUGUCGCCGACCAGUUCUACCGCUACAAGAUGGAGCGUCUCCAGACCAAGAUUGAGGGCAAGGGCAAUGGCAUCAAGACCGUCAUUGUCAACCUGACCAGUGUCGCCCAGUCUCUGGCACGCCCCGGCGCCUACCUCAUCAAGUACUUUGGUUUCGAGCUCGGUGCCCAGACCAACAUUGACCCCGCCGACGAUCGUUGGAUCAUCAACGGUGCCCACGAUGGCCCCAAGCUGCAGGAUCACCUUGACGGCUUCAUCAGCAAGUUCGUGCUUUGCAAGAAGUGCAAGAACCCUGAGACGGACGUCAUCAUCAAGGAUGACCACAUUAUUCUUGACUGCAAGGCCUGCGGUCAGCGUACUGACGUCGACAUCCGCCUCAAGCUCAGCGGUUUCAUCCUCAAGAACCAGCCGAAGAAGGGCAAGAAGGACAAGGCCGAGCGCAAGGCCGCUCGCCGCGCCAAGCAGCAGGCCCAGGCCAACGGUGGCAAGGAGAACGGCGCCAACGGCCACGGAAGUGGCAGCGGUGGCGAGGGUUCCGAGAACGGCUCCAACGACAAUGACGAUAUUGAUGCUGGCAGCGACGACGAGUUUGAGAGGCUGAAGAACGAGGCUCAGGAUGCCGAGCAGGAGGUCGAGGUUAAGGACCACGAGUGGGCCGUCGACAUGAGCGAGGAGGCCGUCAAGGCCCGUCAGGCUCAGCUUCCCGGCGAGUUCAAGCAGAAGCUCAACAUCGGUGACGACGAAGAUGAGGAUGGCGAGGGCGGUGGCAACACCGUCUACGAUCAGCUCGGCGCCUGGAUCAUCGAACAGACUGAGGAGAAGGGUAGUGUGGACAAGGUUGACUCGAUCGAGAUCUUUGUCAAGGCCAAGGAGCUUGGCAUCGAGGGCAAGCACCGCGCCGUCCUGGUUCUGGUCCAGACCAUCUUUGACGAGAACGUUCUCGCGCAGAUCACCAAGCGUGCUCCCAUGCUGAAGCAGUUUGUCACCUCUGAGCGUCACGAGAAGGCCCUCCUUGGUGGUACGGAGCGUCUUAUCGGCUCUCUCAUUGGCGAGCACCCCGAUAUCCUCGAGAAGGUCGUCAAGAUCCUGCAGCUCUACUACAACCACGACCUCCUCAGCGAGAUGUCGCCGUCAAAUGGGGUAGCAAGGCAGCAAGAAGUACGUCGACCUCGCCACCUCCAAGAAGGUCCGCAAGGCCGCGGAGCUUUCCUCACUUGGCUCCAGGAGGCUUCCGAGGAGGAGGAGGAGGACGACGAGUAG
Verticillium alfalfae VaMs.102 is the source of this 1284-nucleotide messenger RNA. RefSeq names its product eukaryotic translation initiation factor 5. Bases 1 to 1284 code for a protein of 427 amino acids. Gene Ontology annotation, cellular component: cytosol. Lineage: Eukaryota; Fungi; Ascomycota; Sordariomycetes; Glomerellales; Plectosphaerellaceae. Gene Ontology annotation, molecular function: GDP-dissociation inhibitor activity; translation initiation factor activity; eukaryotic initiation factor eIF2 binding. The transcript is spliced from 2 exons. The record is from RefSeq and is a predicted model, not a curated record. Gene Ontology annotation, biological process: translational initiation; formation of translation preinitiation complex; formation of cytoplasmic translation initiation complex.